CUGAGAUCGCGUGGUUUGGAAACGCAUGUCUAUUGUCUAAACAACGCAAAUUACAGAGGCCCAGUUUUGUUACGGACAUUUUUUGGUGGAGGAAAUCAUCGGAUUGUACCUACAAGGCUACAACUUGCGUGAAUCGAUUUGAAAUGUUGUGCCUAAACAAUCAGAGCAAAAUAAAAAUGAGGCUAAAUAUUCAACGACAUCGACAAAAACUUCUUCAGUAUUUACAGAACUCUGGUGAUACUAUUUUAAAACCUAAAAUCAAAUUAGUUUCAAAUAGUUUAGAAAAAAUUAUUUUCAAGCACGAUGUAAAACCAAAAAUUGCUCUAAGUACUGAAUUACUAAACAGAAAACUUAAACCAACCAAGAUUAGAAACCAUAAAACUAUAUCAACUGAUACCCUGGAUCAACUUCAACCAAACAUUAAAGUAAAUGUAGAAGCUGAACUGCCUUCAUCAAAUAUUGAGUUGAAACAAAGAUCUAUAUCAAACAAUGAAAUAAUAGAUCCUCUUGAUCCUCCUAAACCUAUGAUAAAAAAACUUAAAGAGCAAUUGAUCGAAGAGCUAUAUAACAGUAGUUCAGAAUCAGAAGAUAUUGAUGAUGACAUUUCUGUUGGAAGUAAUGAAAAUUGGAGUGAAAUCCCUGAUGAAGCAGUUAAAUAUUAUGAACAAGAACAACCGGUCGAUGAAAAAAAUAAAGGACUAUAUUCGUAUUACCUGAACUCCAGUAAGAAAAAUCAGACCAGAAAAUCUCAACAUAAAAGUAAUAAGUCUGAUCAGAGGUUUAGAAAACCCCAUGAUAGGUCUUUACAUAAUGCCAAAGAACGAGCAUGUCGAGAAGAAAUAGCCAAAAAAUUUGAUAUUCUAAGAAAAUAUUGUAGUUACUUGAACUCAAAUAGACGUGUGCCAUCAAAACAUAGCAUACUUUUAGCUGCCAAAAAAGAGUGCGAUUUGUUAAAACAUUUUGAAAAUAAAUUGAUCGCAGAAAAAAAGGAAUUAUGUAAAGCAAACAAUCUUCUAAAGGAGAGGAUAUCUAAUAUCAAUAAUAAAAACUCCAAAGACGACAUAAAAAUAGAAUUAGAAAUUUAGACUGAUUAUGUAUUGCUGGACAAAACAGGGACAUAUUGUGGUAAUUUUGUAAAUGUAUAAAUUAAACACAAUGUAUCAACUAUUCUGAUCAACUAAUUAUUUAUUUUAAUUGGUAUAAAAAAAAAUAUGUAUAUUAUUUUGAUAAUAGUUUAUAAAUAUAUUAAAUGUAUUAUUAUGUUAUAUCUAGGGCCUGGAUUCCAAUGCAAAGUGCAUA
Messenger RNA from Rhopalosiphum padi (bird cherry-oat aphid), 1299 nucleotides. RefSeq lists its product as uncharacterized. Gene Ontology annotation, molecular function: protein dimerization activity. The coding region runs from base 144 to 1085 and encodes 313 amino acids. NCBI's taxonomy places the organism in Eukaryota, Metazoa, Arthropoda, Insecta, Hemiptera, Aphididae. The transcript has 3 exons. The record is from RefSeq and is a predicted model, not a curated record.